UGAGGGCCAAGUUUGAGAACAUUGGUUUAGAUUGGUUCUCAAGUGACUGAAGACAUGACUGGCAAACUUAAAAUCCUUGUCUUCAUCGCCCUUCUGGGUUCAGUCAGUAUGAGGAAUGUCCAGAUGGAUGCAGAGGAGAUUGCGAAUGGAAACGUAUGUCAGGACUGCACACAGAUUUUUGAAACUCUGAUGGACCUGCUUUCCGAUAAAGACUUCCAGGACAGAAUAAUUAAUACACUUGAGGACCUUUGUGACAUGAUGCCUGCACAAGUCACUCAAAUCUGCCAUACUCAAGUGGAAAAAAUCAUUCCUAUCGCCAUCGGCUUUUUUACCAGCUGUAUGAAACCAGAUCAAAUCUGUAAAAGCCUCAGACUCUGUGAAGGUCGUGACAGCGGCGAGAUGAGAGAUCUGUUACUCAAUCACAUUUCUAAAACUGUAACAAUGCCACCUAUGAAGCUCGGAGCAUCUAUUCAGUGUUGUUUAUGCACAUACACCGUGAGCACACUUGAGAAUCUGUUUCCCAAAGAUAAGACUGAGAGUGCCAUAACAGCCCUGUUUGAGCGUCUGUGCAGCGAGUUCCCAGCUCUGGUUCAGUCCCAGUGCAAUAAGAUGGUUGAAAAAUACGUCAAACUGUUGAUAGACAUGCUAUUGAACAAGACCUCUCCUAACUUCAUAUGCACACUUCUUGGUCUUUGUGGAAUGCAAGAAGAGCCCAUCAUAGGUUUAGUAGCAGACACUGUGCGUUCAGACUGUGAAACUUGUCUUACUCUGGCGGUUUUGACUCGUAUGUAUCUGAGCUCGAAUGCCACUGAGAUUCAGACUGCCUCCUUCCUCGACUCUGUGUGUCAGAUGCACCCCUAUGCCAUGCCAAAGUGCAAGACCUACGCACGGCGUUACGGAAAGCAGCUCUUCACGUUUCUGGGAAAAGAACAGGAAGCGUUGGGCGUAUGUAAGAAAGUAAAUCUGUGUGUCACUGGAGACCGUGAGGCAGACCCCUGCACUCUCGGCGUAAACUACCGCUGCAAGGACCUGCAGACUGCUCUAAAUUGUGGGGCAGUUUCCUUCUGUCAGAAGAAUGUGUGGGGAUAAAUCCACUUCAGCCAUCUAUACCAAAGUCGAAGGUGAAGGCUUUCUAUCAAUGUGAAGUUUUAACAGCAACCUGGUUAUCAACUAUAGACAAAUGGGUGCUGAACCGAUGCCACAGAAUUUUCCUGCUUUCCUUGUUUUUUUUCACGGUUAUAUUUGCUUUUCUGGUUGGAAAAAGGGUCACGUGUUGUAAUGAGGCUUGGAUUGUAUCUUUAGCAAAUAAGACAGAGUAUAACUUUAAAUAAAACAUACUUUAUGGACAAAAAAAGCAUGUUUUUAUUUUACAAAAAAAGGGGUAGCUGUUGAUGAAACUGCAUUAUUGAUCCCACAGUAUAUUAUCAGUCUUGUUUUUAUUUGUGGAAAGUUGAUUCUACUCGUAAAAUAUUUACCAUCCCUUAUUACAAUAAAUUGCAAUAUUAUGGUUAUCGUGAUAAAUAUAUUGGGGGUACUAUUAGAUGUUUAGCCCAUGUUUGAUACGGACCCAUUUUCAAAAAUUAAAAUAGUUAAAUGGUUACGUAUUUUGACUGAAGUGUUCUUAAAUUCUUGACCCUUUAAAAGCAUCUGAAGCCCCAAAGUCAAAUUCUUUUGCUCAUUGAAAAAUUAUUUUCUUCUGUUAGCCAUUUUCACGUAACUUUAUAGACACAAGCUUAAGAUGUGCAGAUAAAGCAUUUCACUGCCUUUUCACUUCUUGUAUGCGACAAACAAAAAUGCUGAAUUUGACAACAGCACGCAACACGUUAUAAUGGUGCCACAUACGGUUUUGAUCCAUUGAAAUAAAUAUUUUGACUUUUGGUUCUUGAUUUUUUUUAUGCAAAAACUGCAUGUCCAAACAUAUAUUGAGUUGUACAAAUCUGGUUUAGUUUGUAUCUCAGCAUUUCCUCUAUGCAUGUUUUAUUUUGACCACAUUUCUUCACAGCUAAAAUGAAAUGUAAACUGAUUCAAACAUGACUUGUGACAUGGCUUCUGGUCACUAAAUUGCAAGGUUAACAUUUGUAUGAUUUAUCAUCUACUUAGCUGUGGAAUUUUGCCUUUGGCAAGCAAUCACUCUUUAAAACAAUAUUACCUCACCUGAACCUUCCGGUCCAUAACCACAGAACACGAAACUGGAAUGAGGAGUUCACAGCUGCUAACCUUUGAAAAAAUGUUAUGCGGUUUAUCUUAGGAACAAGACUCUGGUGUUCUUAGCAGUUUUCUUUUUUUAAACUCUGCACAAACUCACAGAAGACAUUACUUUUGUAACGGUUCAUUCGCACCAAUCACAUGUCCUAAUAUACAAACAUUCGAUGUACGCUUCCAUAACAUUAAUUGUUGGUUAACACUAGAUGGGGAAAUGGCAUGUUCUGUCAUGAAUCAUAAUUUAGGCUUUGUGAUUUCCCACUGACACAGAAACACUCAUAUGCACUCAUGCCAAAGGCAAGAUCCCAUCAGGAUUCCCACACCUUUUGAUCAAGGAUAUUCCUUCCCUCAUCCAUUAACCGAGGACUUCUUACAUAACACUGCAGGAAUUAUUACUUGGCAAGUAGACAUUUAUUAGAAAGACUAACAAUUUUAUACACUGGUUCAACUUAGUUACCUGCAUGGCUGCUGUAAAAUUGAGUUAAUUCAACUUAAUGAAAUUGAUGCAAACUCGUGUUGAGUAAUAUUUUUGUGUUGACUAAUAUUUUUAAGUUGCAUUAACUAGGGAACUUUAUUUUUACAUUUUUAAUCAACAAUUUUUUUUGCAGUGCAUUAAUAAAAAAAAUUACCUAC
Molecule: messenger RNA, 2835 nt
Organism: Triplophysa rosa
Lineage: Eukaryota; Metazoa; Chordata; Actinopteri; Cypriniformes; Nemacheilidae
Gene: sftpba
Product: surfactant protein Ba
Exons: 12
Coding region: 55-1089 (344 amino acids)
Biological process (GO): sphingolipid metabolic process
Cellular component (GO): lysosome
Source: RefSeq, a predicted model, not a curated record